AUGGCUACAUGGGAAGAUUUGAAAAAUGACUCAGAUGAUGAUGAUGAAGAGUCUGAGACUAAAUCACAGCACUGUCUCAUGGCAAAUGAGAUAGAUCAGGUCUGCCUAGCAUCCAAGAAAAAAGAAAAUAUGUGGUACAUGGAUAUCGGAUGUUCUAGGCAUAUGACCGGAAAGACAACCUUCUUCAUAAAGCUUGAUGAAUAUGAUGGAGGACUUGUUACCUUUGGUGAUGAUGCAAAAGGAAAAAUAGUGGCUGUUGGGAAAGUUGAUAAUGAUUCAGAUGGAGAAGGAGCUGAAAUAAGCAAAGAAAAUCCCAAAUCUGUCCAGAAUGAAGAAUCUGCCAGUCCAGUUUUGUCUCGUCAGAUUGAAGGAGAAACUUCCGAUUUGUCUCUUGAGCAGGGACGAGAAACUGAAACAGUGAGACCACCAGAAGUUCAUCAAAGCUCAACACCUGUUCGAAAGCCUAGAGAAUGGAAGUCUAUGAAGGGUUAUCCUCAUGACUUCAUCAUUGGUGAUCCCUCUCAAGGAGUAACAACAAGAUCAUCCACCAAAAGGCCAACCGAACCUAGCAAUCUUGCUCUCUUGUCACAAAUAGAGCCCAACAAUGUCAAAGAAGCUCUUGAGGAUCCAUCAUGGGUCAAAGCAAUGCAAGAGGAGCUUGCUCAAUUUGACAAGAAUAAGGUUUGGACACUAGUAUCUCAUCCGAAUGGUAAGAAGACCAAAUUGCUGAUAUCUUUACAAAACCUCUCUGUGAAGACAGAUUCUGUACAUUGA
This is a messenger RNA of Arachis duranensis, 774 nucleotides long. RefSeq lists its product as uncharacterized. Bases 1 to 774 code for a protein of 257 amino acids. The record is from RefSeq and is a predicted model, not a curated record. The transcript has 3 exons. NCBI's taxonomy places the organism in Eukaryota, Viridiplantae, Streptophyta, Magnoliopsida, Fabales, Fabaceae.